Molecule: messenger RNA, 1084 nt
Organism: Lolium rigidum
Lineage: Eukaryota; Viridiplantae; Streptophyta; Magnoliopsida; Poales; Poaceae
Product: 26S proteasome non-ATPase regulatory subunit 4 homolog
Biological process (GO): proteasome-mediated ubiquitin-dependent protein catabolic process
Cellular component (GO): proteasome regulatory particle, base subcomplex; cytosol; nucleus
Molecular function (GO): polyubiquitin modification-dependent protein binding
Source: RefSeq, a predicted model, not a curated record
CGCAAAUAAGAGCUCACCUCUCCCCUCUUCCCUGGAUCAGCUUGUUCCCCAAACCCAACCCUCCACCGCAGCACGCAGAGCGGCGCAGCCAUGGUGCUCGAGUCGACGAUGAUCUGCAUAGACAACUCGGAGUGGAUGCGGAACGGCGACUACUCGCCGUCCCGCUUCCAGGCGCAGGCCGACGCCGUCAACCUCAUCUGCGGCGCCAAGACCCAGUCGAACCCGGAGAACACGGUCGGCGUCAUGACCAUGGCCGGCAAGGGCGUGCGCGUGCUCGUCACGCCCACCAGCGACCUUGGCAAGAUCCUCGCCUGUAUGCACGGGCUGGAGGUUGGAGCUGAAGCAAACCUGGCGGCAGCCAUCCAGGUCGCUCAACUGGCGCUCAAGCAUCGCCAGAACAAGAGGCAGCAGCAGAGAAUUAUAGUGUUCAUCGGAAGCCCUGUGACAUACGACAAGAAGAUGCUGGAGCAGAUAGGGAAGAAGCUCAAGAAGAACAAUGUUGCUCUUGAUGUUGUUGAUUUUGGUGAAGCUGAUGAUGAGAAGCCCGAGAAGCUGGAAGCGCUGAUCGCUGCUUGUAACAGCAGUGACAGCAGCCACAUCGUCCAUGUUCCCCCGGGUGAACAUGCCCUUUCUGAUGUUCUUAUAAGCACUCCUAUCUUUACCGGUGAAGAAGGCGGAAGCGGUUUUGCUGCUUCUGCAGCUGCCGCUGCAGCUACUGGAGCUACUGGAUACGAUUUUGGCGUUGACCCGAAUGUGGAUCCAGAGUUGGCACUUGCCCUGCGCUUGUCUAUGGAAGAAGAGCGAGCAAGGCAAGAGGCUAUCGCCAAAAAGGCUGCUGAAGAAUCUUCUGGUGCUGACAAUAAGGAGGCCUCAAGCUCAAACACCGAUUCUGUUAUGGCUGAUGCGGAACCUGCCUCAAAUGCUUCUGCUGAUGAUAAGGGAGAUCAACCAAAGGAUGAUGAUGAUGCUGAUCUACUACAGAAGGCUCUAGCAAUGUCAAUGGACGAGGGAGCUUCAGGAGCUGCAGCUGUGGCUGAUGCCGCUAUGGCUGAAGCUGCUGCAGAUGACCAGGAUUUGGCAUUGG